This is a messenger RNA of Eufriesea mexicana, 587 nucleotides long. RefSeq lists its product as uncharacterized. The transcript is spliced from 2 exons. Lineage: Eukaryota; Metazoa; Arthropoda; Insecta; Hymenoptera; Apidae. The coding region runs from base 60 to 587 and encodes 175 amino acids. The record is from RefSeq and is a predicted model, not a curated record.
AAAAGAUAAUAUAUGUAUGCUUAAUAAAAUUCUAAUUUCGUGAGUAGCUGUAUUUCAUAAUGGAAGAUUUUAUUCCUACACGAGUAUCAAAGGUAAAAGAAAAUGCUGUAAAGGAAUUUGUAUCAGUGAAUUAUCAAAAGCCAAAGAAAAAGAAAAGAGAAAUUAUUGAAAGCGAAGAAAACAGUGAUAUACGAAAUUUUAAAUUCAAUAUAACAAAGGAUAGACGAAAUUGCAAUAACGAUGACAAAAAGAAACAGGAAGCAGAAAUGAAACGUGUUAGAUACGAAGUUAUGAAAUUUGGUAUGUCUGGUUUUAAAGGGGAAAAAGCAGGGGAAGCAGAAGUUGAAUUUGCUAUUAAUUUAGGAGCAAAACCUCCAAGAAAAAAAGGUAUUAAUUAUAAAAUUUUGAAGCAUAAAAAGAAAGAAGGUUACAAGGAAACACAGGAGAAGAACACAAAACUUAUGUCAGGUUCCAAAAACAGUUUAACUAAACAUAAAACUAAAAAGACCCGUAAAAAAGGUUCUGAUGGUCUAUUAGGAAUUUAUGGAAAAAUAAAUAAAACAACACUAGGUAAAAAUAAAAAAUAA